Xiphophorus hellerii (green swordtail) is the source of this 11216-nucleotide messenger RNA. Its product is annotated as ephrin type-B receptor 1-like. Gene Ontology annotation, cellular component: dendrite; plasma membrane. Gene Ontology annotation, molecular function: protein binding; ATP binding; transmembrane-ephrin receptor activity. The record is from RefSeq and is a predicted model, not a curated record. Gene Ontology annotation, biological process: ephrin receptor signaling pathway; axon guidance; protein phosphorylation. Bases 354 to 3440 code for a protein of 1028 amino acids. NCBI's taxonomy places the organism in Eukaryota, Metazoa, Chordata, Actinopteri, Cyprinodontiformes, Poeciliidae. The transcript has 20 exons.
UGGAAAACUUGCUUUUCGCCACCAAGUGUCACUGUUUAGCCACUUCUACCGAGGUCCCGGGGCGGUGUGGGGGGAACCUGACCAUUGGACACGCAGCUCGGGUCAGGUUGGGAAGACUGGGUUAUUGGUUUUCAAGCCGACAUCCUGUCUCCUGAUUGGGCAGGAAGGUGUCGGCGAAAACGGGCUGAGCGGAGGGAGAAGACGGAUCCAACAGCAGUUUAUCUCCUCUCAGUCUCCACUGACUCUGCUGCUUGUUCCUGUACGCACCGAACUGAGGACUGAGAUGUGACUGCUCACCGGAGGAAUACAGCGUGUCUCCCUGGGAUUUCUCUAUUUUAUUCUCUGCCGGCCGGAUGAUGGGAGCGGACAGGCGUGGAGGGAUCUUGGCCGUUCCGGCCACUUGGUUUGCGCUGCUUCUCUGUGUGAUUACUCUUGUGUGCGCAGUGGAAGAGACAGUGAUGGAUACACGGACGGCGACAGCUGAGCUCGGCUGGAUAUCGUUCCCUGCCAAUGGAUGGGAGGAGGUGAGCGGCUAUGAUGAAAACCUCAACACCAUCAGGACUUACCAGGUGUGCAAUGUAUUUGAGCCAAGCCAAAACAACUGGCUGCUCACCACAUACAUUGACCGGCGGCACGCACAACGCAUCUACGUGGAGAUCCGCUUCACAGUACGGGAUUGUGCUUCCAUACCAAGUGUCCUGGGCUCCUGCAAAGAGACGUUCAAUCUUUACUACCUGGAGACUGACAGGACUGUGUCAGAGAGCAUCAAAGGGGUGGAGUAUUGGGCCAAUGCCCCGUUUUUAAAGGUGGACACCAUUGCAGCCGAUGAGAGUUUCUCCCAGGUGGAUUUCGGGGGUAGGCUGAUGAAGGUGAACACUGAAGUUAGAGGUUUCGGACCUCUCUCCAAGGGCAAAGGCUUUCAUUUGGCUUUCCAGGAUCUGGGUGCUUGCAUGUCCCUUCUGGCAGUUCGAGUAUUCUACAAGAAAUGUCCAAGCAUUGUACAGAACUUUGCUUUUUUCCCUGAGACGCUGACAGGAGCAGAGUCCACAUCCUUGGUUAUCUCCCGAGGAAGCUGCAUUUCAAAUGCUGAGGAGGUAGACGUGCCUAUAAAGCUCUACUGUAACGGAGAUGGAGAGUGGAUGGUCCCGAUUGGCAGCUGCAGCUGUAAGGCAGGCUAUGAACCAGACAAUGGCAACGUGUGUCGAGCUUGUCCUCAGGGCACCUUUAAGUCGUCCCAGGGGGCAGGAUUAUGUCAGCAGUGUCCGCUCAACAGUCGCUCCACCAUCGAAGCUGCCACCCUCUGUGGUUGUCGGAAUGGAUAUUACCGUGGAGACAUGGACAAACCAGAGGACAUGUGUACCAGCGUCCCCUCUGCUCCUCGCAAUGUGGUCUCAGUGGUGAAUCAGACGUCGGUGAUCCUGGAGUGGCACUCGCCACGCGACACCGGGCACCGUGACGACCUGUCAUACAACGUCGUGUGCCGGCGUUGCCACAGCAGCGAGCGGCGGGCAUGCCAGCCAUGCGAUGACAGCGUGGUUUAUACUCCAGGCAAGGAGGCGUUGAAGGGAACAAGGGUGGAAAUCAGCAAGCUUCGUGCUCACACGUCGUACACCUUUGACAUUCAGGCAGUCAAUGGAGUGUCCAAUAAGAGCCCUUAUCCUGCCCAACAGCUGUCAAUCAACAUUACAACCAAUCAGGCAGCUCCCUCUGAGGUUCCCAUAAUGCACCAAGUGAGCUCAACGAGCCGCAGCUUCUCUCUUUCAUGGCCGCCACCCGAGCAGCCCAACGGGAUCAUCCUCGACUACGAGAUCAGAUACUACGACAAGUUCCAGUCGUCGUUGCUGAACAGUUCAGUGGUCCAGAGUGACAUACCCAACGUGGUCCUUGAGGGCCUCAGGCCCGGCACCGGCUACGUGGUCCAGGUGAGGGCCCGCACCGUGGCAGGCUACGGAGCCUACAGCAAAGAGAUGCUCUUCCAGACCCUCACAGACGAUGAGUACAAGUCAGAGCUUGGACAGCAGCUCUACCUGACUGCAAGUUCUUUAGUAGGCGGAGUGUGUAUCGUCUCUCUGGUAGCUCUCGCUAUCGUAUGUACCAGGAGGAGACAUUUGAAGGAGAGUGUGUAUGGCGACAAGCUGCAGCAGUACAACACAGGAGGAGAAGUGACUCUGAGGCCAGACAUGUUUAGCGGUCCCACCCCCACUGUGACUUUUCCCACCCUGUCUGAGGGUCGCAGUUCACCAGGGGUCAAGAUCUAUAUUGACCCCUUUACCUAUGAAGAUCCCAACGAGGCGGUGCGGGAAUUUGCCAAAGAAAUCGACCCCUCUUGUGUCAAAAUAGAGGAAGUCAUCGGAUCAGGUGAGUUUGGGGAGGUGUACAAAGGUCGCUUGAAACCUCUUGGAAAAAAAGAAAUCCCCGUAGCGAUCAAGACCCUCAAGGUGGGCUACUCUGAGCGUCAGAGGAGAGACUUCUUGGCCGAGGCGUCGAUCAUGGGCCAGUUCGACCAGCCGAACAUCAUCAGAUUGGAGGGCGUGGUCACAAAGAGCAGACCGACGAUGAUAAUCACAGAGUUCAUGGAGAACGGCGCUCUGGACUCAUUCCUGAGGCAAAACGACGGUCAGUUCCCAGUCAUCCAGCUGGUCGGCAUGCUGAGAGGCAUCGCAUCUGGAAUGAGGUACCUGGCGGAGAUGAGCUAUGUUCACCGGGAUUUAGCAGCGCGAAACAUUCUGGUGAACAGCAACCUGGUGUGUAAGGUAUCCGACUUCGGCUUAUCGCGUUAUUUGGAGGAGGAUACCUCUGACCCCACCUACACCAGCUCACUGGGGGGUAAAAUCCCAGUGCGGUGGACGGCUCCAGAGGCGAUCGCCUACAGGAAAUUCACUUCUGCUUCAGAUGUGUGGAGUUACGGGAUCGUCACCUGGGAGGUGAUGUCGUACGGAGAGAGACCUUACUGGGACAUGAGCAACCAAGAUGUAAUAAACGCCAUAGAGCAGGACUUCAGACUGCCAGCUCCCAUGGACUGCCCGGUAGUGCUGCACCAGCUGAUGCUGGAUUGCUGGCAGAAAGACAGAAACGCAAGGCCAAAGUUCUCUGACAUUGUCAGCAUGUUGGACAAAAUGAUCCGCAACCCUGCAUCUCUCAAAGCCGGCACCAGCAACAUGGCUCCUGGUCCUUCCCAUCAUCCUUUGUUAGACCGGGGAGCUCCGGAUCUGAGCAGGGUGAGCUCGGUGGAGGACUGGCUGGCUGCUCUGAAGAUGACCCAGUAUAGAGACUCCUUCAUCGGAUCAGGGUUCACAUCUUUGCCCCUGGUCACACAAAUCACAGCUGAGGAUCUGGAGAGGAUUGGAGUGUCUCUUGCAGGACACCAGAGAAAAAUACUGACCAGCGUUCAGUCGAUGAGGCACCACACUGAUGACCAGUCCCCCACUGAAUCUGUGUAGCUAUGGGUGAAGAAACACUUUGAUAUAUUUGACCAUUGUUGAGUCCUUGAGUGAACAGACUUUACUUGUUCUGAAGAUCUGUUAUUUUCCUUCACAGUCAUUAAAACCCCAUUUUAAAGACUCCAUUAAUGGUCUUGCAAUCAGUGGAGAUGUUUCUUAUGGUAUUUAGUCUCUGAAGUUGGAAUAUCCCCCCCCUCCGGAAAUUCUCUGUACAGGUUUUAUUUGUUGAACAGACUGAAAACAGCAAUGAGCAACACUGUGGAAAAAGAAAACGACUGUCUGACCUGAAGGUUAUCUCCUGAAAGGAAAGAAGAAAAACCCCAAGUUCUGCUUGAAGGAUAAUUUUGACUUCAACCCCUUCGCUCCACAGGCCAUUUUCAUCAAACUCAAUCGUUUAAGGAAGACAGGGUGUUUUUUUUUUAUUUGAGGAUGAAUCAAACUAAGACUACUGUAAAAAGAAACUAGCUGAGGAGACUUUUGUGUGAAUGGACAAACUGGACCAAAAGCCUGUCAGAAAAUGUUACUGGAUGCAAGAGUGACAGCAGGCCUUCUUGUUUCCAGCAUGUUGUGUUGUGAGUAUUUAUUUCAUUGUGUUUGUGAAAACUACAACCAUUUGAAUCUAGACUGUUUAAAUGGGACCUUUUUGAAUCGAUCUUCACAUUGAAGAGUUAGUAAAUAUCGUUAUUUGGGAAUUUCUUCCCUCGUUGUUCAUUUACUUAAGCCUUUGCUGUUUUGCAAUGUUACUGGAGUAUUUGUGAUCUUUUAGUGAUUUACUUUCCAUUUUAUUCAUCACUAGUGUAAACUCUAAAGUGCUGUUGAGUGGAGAUAACAAACAUUUCCCAGUGCUCGGACAGAUGGCCCACAUAAAAUACAUAAUUCACACUUUUAAUGGAUGUUUUUGAUGUCCCGAGAGGGAAGGCAAAUGUGACGGUACGCCUGGAUGACAACAUGUAUAAAGACACAUCUCAGUCUAUUAUGGAAAAGUUUUUAGUUGAUCAAUUUUAAGAAUGACCUGAACAUAUGAUAUACUUGCAUUAAACACACAAGUAAUCAGAUAUUUUGUUAUGUAAAUUUUAAUGAUUGUGGCCAACAGCUAAUGAAGCCUAAGACAUAGUUUCUCACAAAAUUACAAUAUCAUGCAAAACCUAUAUAAACUGACUUUCAGAACAGAAAUGCUGUCCUGAUGAAAUGUGGUGAAUGCAGCACAGUGGACAUGAAGACUAAAGCAUGUUGGGGCAGAAUGAACAGGUACUAAUGUAAGCUGGAAAAAUAGCAGCUCUGGAAAGCUCGUCAGCAGAGGUAAACAUGAUGUUUCCUGCUUGAUGUUGUUCUGACUCAAUAAAAUCCUGGACCAACACCAGCCGGCAACAUGGCUUCCAAAUCAUCACUGACUGCACCAGGAUAAACACACAUUUUGUGCCUCUCCAAAAAAACGUUGUUACCCAAACUACUAAUUAAAUACAAAAAUCACUUUUAUCUGAAAAUUCGACACCAUGCUGUAAAUCUUCACAUUCUUUUAGGGGCUUGUAAAUUUGUUUUUAGCAAUUUUUUUCUUCCAGUCAACUUUCCAUUUUUACACUGGGAUACAACAGGACCUUUUCAUGCUUACCAUCAUGGAAGAGGUGACUUUCAUACGAUAUUCAUGAUUUUAUACAAAUUUCAUGGCCAAAUCAUUGUAUUUCUGAAUGAAAAAUCUUUUUUUUUUUUUCCCCUGAUCCUACAGAAUAUUUACAUUUUCAGAGAAAUUGAAUAUUGGAUUUACAGUUAUUGGUCAUAAUUAUUCAAAUUAACUGAAGAUGCUGGAAACGUAUCACUGCAUGAAAUGAAUAGUUAAUACGUGAUUUAUCACUUUUUGAAUUAAGGCAUUAACAUGCAUCGAUUUGUUUAUAAUAUUCUAAUUCAUUGGUAUGCACCUGCAUAAGCUCAAGCAUUGAUUUCCCACCUACAAAGUAAAUCAAUUACCUGCUAUAUGCUGAGGUGUGGCGGAAGAAAGCAGCUUAAGAGACCGACUGUGUGAAGUGAGACAAUAACAGCCGUCCACAAUAUCUCAGAGGAGGUAUUGUGUUCCCAUGUCUGUGUGUUUUGGCUGCAGAUCCUAAAUCUGAAACCCAGUCAAGUGUUAAUACAGUGCAUGAACCAACUAGAAAUCCGGCGUUCAUCUUCUGUCCAUGACAAAUCUCAGUUCUGUCUAAAGUGUAUGGCUGGCAUCCAGAUGGCAUUCUUCCUCCUGCAGCAGGCAGUCUGGCUACACUUCCUGCUGUUGGACAUGUCUUUGUUACCAGAGUUUGUUCCACAUUGACGCCUCUGAUUAAAACUGUUGGAGUAGUUUGUAGAUCAAAUAGGGUCAAGCGACCUAUUUGUGUUCUCAUCUGUGGACAGCAACCUUUUUAACACCCUCAAAAUUGAUUUGUUACAGUGAAGAUUAUGCAGGAGUUCUUUGCGCCCGCAGGUACAUUUGCUGAUUGUUUGUCCCGUUUCAGUCGUUGAUGAAAUGUUUGAUUCUCUUGUGAACGAGGCCUGAUCUUAUUGUGGAGAAGAAGUGCUUUUAUCUCGGCACGGAGCGGAUUACCAGCUGUGAAACAACUGCAGUCUCCAACCCAAACCUCCGGCAUCUCAAGGAUUACCCUUCAGUUGCUCUGAUUGGGUGUUAGAAUUUUAUUCGUCAUCGGCUGAGAGCCCCGAUUCACAACGACAGGAAGUGACACUGUUUGCUUUCACUAGUACAAACUCUGCCUGUGUUUGUCUCUCAGCACUGCUCCCUGUUGCUUCUGUCUCUUUGUUUCUGAACAUUGUGACAUUGGAAUGUCAGAACCUCCAAAAAUGUUACAUUUCCACUUUUUUUUUUCUCACUCAAACUCUGUCCUCACGGCGCAACCGCAAUUGCGUUUGUUGCCUGGCAACGGCAGCUUAUUGAACAUUUUAUCAGGAAGUAUUGAGAUCAACUGGGAGCACGUCAGCGGUUCAGAGGAAUAAUUUGUCGUAAAUAGAUGCCUCUGGAAAAACAGGCUCAGCGAUAGCUAGGGGGUUUAAUAAAGAAUGAGACAAGUCGUGUUCCUAAAAGCUCAUACUGAAUGCUGCCUAAAAAUGUCAAGCACAAGAAAUGAAAGCUGUGAAAAUGGGCAUCAUAUAACACGCGUUUCUAGGCACUUUGAAACCACUUCUUAUGUUAUUUUUAUCUCCCUUCUAGAUAUGUGCUUUACAGGAAAUUUGGCUGGUUAGCAUGUCAAUGUGAACUAAUAUAAGUUCAUGUGUUGAGUUUGACUGUGACGAUUUAGUGCCCUCCAAGUUACAAAUGAAUAAAGUAAAGAUAAAUUCAGAUUUUGAUUGCAGCAGCUAAAAAUAUCAUUCUGAGAAAUGUUAGGAAAUCCAACCUUCAUUUUAAGAAUAGUUAAGUUGGAAAAAGUCUGGCAUUUAGAUUAAAGUUACUGUCAUACCUAACAAUUUCUUUAACAUAUAUUAAAUGUAAAUCAAUCAUUUUCAUUGAUCUCGGUGUCUUUUAUUUUUUAUCAGUAAUGUAAGAUUUCCUGUCAGUCACUUCAUCAAGACAUCAUUCGAGUAGAGCAGGCAUGAGUUGAUCUAAAUAAAUCAGAAAAUGUUCACAACAUAGAGACGGAUCAUUUACUGCAGAGCUGUUUUGUUCCUGAAUCGUUCUUAAAAGAUAAAUCCAGACACUGAUGUCAGUGAAAAUCAGAGAUUAGUUUCGAUGUUUGUAUGUAAACAAGACUUAAAGCACACAGAGCUGAAACACUGUAAUUAUAACUGGCACCUGCUGUGUCUACUCAAGGCUGAAAUACACAUUUGAGAAGUUUUUCCAUAUUUCCACUAGAAGGAAAUAUUGUGAGGUUAAUUUUGUCUUAUUUUAAAAAAAAAAAAGUCUAAAAAUGAAUGUGCUGCAAAUCAUUUGAUAGUGUCGAUUUUUCUCAUAGAGCAAUGAAGAAAUUUCAAGAACAGCCCAGUUUAUGCAUCAAAACAUUUGAUAUUUAGAAGGUCAGAUCCAACCAAACGCAUAGAGUGUUUAUUAUCAGGGACUAAUAAGUAAAUACUUACCUAAAGUCCCAGCAUGCAUUGAGCUGAAUGACAACUGCAAAGACAAGUCAACAAAAUCUUUGAAAUUUGUUUUUAAACAAAAUUGAAAAUUAUAACUUUACAUUCGUCAUACAAAGGUGCUAUUUUCUUUGUCUUGGACUGUUGAGGACUUAAGUCUUAGUUUAGUUUUUCUUUUGCCCUCUUAACCUCUAUACAUACUGCAUUAUUCUUAAGCAGUAAAUAAAUUCACCAUCAGAGCUCAAUGUUUAAAACUUAACUUUGUUUUUGACCUGCAAAGGUUUGGACUUUUGCUUGGAUUCAUCCUUCAAACCUGUCAGUCUGAGUCCAAAGCAAAGGGAUUUGGAGCUGUAUUUGCACCUUCAGGCAGGUUGUUGAUAUUACAAAUCAAAAAUGGAGCUUUCUAAAUAUAAGUAGCAAUAAAGUGAUGUAGUCACUUAGACUGGUUUAGGCUUUUUACUGUAAAAAGAAAUGACCUAAAUUGAUUCAGAAAUGUCUUGAAGUGAACAACCACUGACAGCCGACUUCACACUGUUUACAACCCAUUUCUGCUUCAGACAGACAGAAGGAAAAGCAUCUACUGGUAUCCAUAAAACUCAAUGGAAUAAUAGACUUGUGUUGAACAGUAUAGGAGAUAAUAAGGAAUUAAAUGUGAAUAUGUUUAGAAAUGCAAAUGAACUUCCUUCUGUUCAUUCAUCUAUUUUUCAAGGACUUAAGUCCUAAACUGACAUAAGUGAUUCUGAAAAGGCAUUUUGGAAGACUGAUUUUUUUUAAAUUUUUUAUAUUUGGCUGUUUUUAUUUUUUGGGGUGUUUUUUAUUUUGUUGUGUUAUGUGGUUUUUACCCUUAUAGGCUUGUGGGAGCGCCUGUUUCUCUUUGAGAAGAGUAGAAACAGUAAUGACUUACCAAAACUCCUUAAUAGCACCAGAAAAACAUGCUGGAUUUUUGCAUUUUUUUAAAGGAACAAACAGGAGGCACAAGAUGGGCUUAACAUGUUGACAAAGUUGCUACGUAGCUCAUGAAAGAGUCUCAAACCCUCUACUAAAAAACAGAAUAAUUUCUAAACAGUUUGUCAAAACUUUGUUUGAAGUCAUUGUCUUGUUAAGAAAGAUUUCUUAUUCAUAAUUCUGCUCACUCGUUUGCUAAUUAGAUAAGUUGAACUUUUCUCCUAAUAGAAUCAAAAGACAGUUGUUUCAUUCCGUCACUUGGCAAGUAUUUUUUAAAAUUGUAAACCGAUUUCCAAAUACUUUCAAGCACCGACUUCCCAGAUGGCUCCUUGUAAAAAACCAUCUGCUGCAUCACUUCAGUUCAGUAUUACAAAGCUGUAUGUUUGACUCAACUGCUGCUGCAUGACACACUUUGCAUAUGAGAUCAGCUGGAGGAGAAUAUUAAGGACAAAACACACGAGCAACGUUUUGAGACGGUAAACUCGGUGGCCGAUACUUUGUGGACGCUACUCUUGGUAAACGUAGAGUUUUCAUGAUGAACUACUUCUGAGUAUAAUAGUGGAGUAAUAAACGAUUUGCAUAGUGACUGCUUUGAGUAUGCGCAGGCAAUUGGAUGCUUUAAUUUCCCAGCAGUGCUCCCUCCCUUUGCCGUUUCAUUGCUGUGCUUUGUGGCGUGUUACUGCCACCUGGAAUAACGCUGAAGCAUUGGCAGGAAAGUAAAUCACACCACUCGUGUGUGUUUGUGUUUGUAGGGGGAGAAAAAAAUGAGAAAUAUCUCAUAAAAAUGUGCAGAGACGUGAAUUUAGAGCACAUCUAUUGUUUUAAGAUGAAAGCAGAAGAUGAGAUUCUCUGCUUGUGAUAUAGGAUGUAAUUAUGUAACAGCUCUGCGGCUAUGGAGCUUUUGCUGAACUUGCUACUCUGUAAGUAUGGGCAGGAACUAAGCAGUUACUAUGGAUAUCUUUUGCAGGACCACAACUCCUUUCCUUUGUAAAAUGUCAACAUUUUAUGCAACCGCAAUUCAUCCUUGUAUGCUGGGAUUACUGUCAGCGGAGACCGUGAGGAAAAAAGUCUCUCAGUUCCUUCCUGAAUGGCAGCUGUAGACAAAAAGCCCUCCCUGUAUGAUUCAGAUGGACUGACAGCUAAACCUGACAUUUGCUGCAGAUAUUUUAGAUAAAACCCCAAAUGGAACAACAGCUCAUACCCAAAAAUAAAAAAAGCUACAAAACAACAGCCUGCUCUAAAUACUUAUGGAUGGAUUUAACUUUUUAUUUGAAGUACUUAGCUUAUUAGACUGUUCUGGCUGUUGUUUUAGCUACUUAAGUGAGACUAGAACUGAAAGAAGGUUAGAUACAAUGUGAAGAAAAAAAUGGAAAAAGGGAAUAGAAGAGACAAGGAUGAGGAGAGAUUGAAAGAGGUGGGAGGGAAGGAGAAGAGAGUGUCAAAGCCCGAGUUGUUUGAAUAAAAAUGAGGCUGGGUGUGGAGAGAUUACUCUUUCUUUUUUUGUCUUUCUGUCUGUGCUUUCCCAUCCACCUUCUUCUCCUAAUGCCCACAGUCUCUGAAUAGCUUACUCUGCUUCCAGUCCACAUGCCCACAGCCUGCUUUGAACAGUUGGGAGGAAAAGAAGUCAUUCUAUUUUAGAUGGAGUCUUCUAAAAAGAAAAAACUUCUCUAAAAGAAAAAAAAAAAACAUUUUGAACACGUAUCUCCUGAGGUACACUGGCACAUAUCUUUUUUUUUUGUUUGUUUUGUUUUAUCAGAAACCCCUGCAGUAUUUCAGUUUUGUUUUUGAUUUUAAGUGUUUAUGUCAAAACUGAAAAAAAUCCCAACCUGCUUUUCCUCCUUGUGUAUUUCCUGUCUAAAUUCAAAGUAAACUUACUCAUUCACAGCACAAACAAAAAUGUUAAUUUUACAGAUUUUAAGACUUUAUCCUCAUCAAAAGAAAGUAUUUUUUUCUCUGAGUUUUGACCGAGUUUUUACAGAGUUUGAGAAAAGAAAAUUAAAUUUGAUUUAUACAUCUCUCAAGAAGGUCAGUAAUUCCUAUUUUGUCCUCGUGAGGUUUUAACACGUUCUUUUACUGUUUUCUUUUGCUUAAAACAAAUUAAAAUGCCAGCAUGCCUAUUCAUCCAAUAAAUAUAAAAGUUUAUAACUAAUUAGUACUUCAUGGCACAAUCUCAAUAUGAUAAAAAUAAUAACCUCUAAGUUUUAGUACAGCUUCACAAAGACACAGCACGACUGUAGAGCAUUAAUCACACUAAAAUAUUCUAAAACUGUAAUAAUAAAUAUUGGUAUGAACAAUGUUUUCUAAACUGUGAACACAAUAAUAAAUUUGACAAAAUAUUGAAUUACUUUGCUGUUUUGUAAAUUUAAGUUAAAUUCAAUCUGUCUUAUACACAUUUCAAUUUGUGUUCUAUUUCUAAAUUUUCUCAUGCUGAUGUAUUUUUGUUCUACUUGCUUGCCAUACUUCUUAUGUCUGUAAAGAACAAUUUCUUAAAAAAAAACAAUGGUUAUAAGUAAUUGUAAUUUGCCUUUCUAUGUUUACCUACAGUUACUGUUCUACUUGUUGACGGCUCGUCUAUUGAGCGUCACAAUCUAAUGUAUUAUAACUCUGUAAUAUAAUGGGAGUAUGCGCACACGUGCAUUUUUGUGUCCGUGUGGCUGUAAUAUACCGUGUGGGUGUGCUGUUGUUCGGUGUACAGUAACAUGUUUGUACAUUGUGCGUUUGUAGCUGUGGACUUUUUGACUCUUACAUUUACAAUGAACUGAUUGUCAAUAAAGAGGACAAACUGAA